Microsporum canis CBS 113480 is the source of this 2325-nucleotide messenger RNA. RefSeq lists its product as hypothetical. Lineage: Eukaryota; Fungi; Ascomycota; Eurotiomycetes; Onygenales; Arthrodermataceae. The record is from RefSeq and is a predicted model, not a curated record. The coding region runs from base 1 to 2325 and encodes 774 amino acids. The transcript is spliced from 3 exons.
AUGUCUCGCCUGUUGGCACUACAUGUGUUUGUUAACUACAAAAACCCCGCUACAUACGAUAUCCACUCCCACUCCUACACAGAUACUAUGGCUUCUGAUGAAGUAAACACCGUGGAGUUGUCCCUUCAGGGAACUCCAACAAAAACUGUUACACUGGCACCAGAGCGGGCUACAGUUAUUCGUGAACUGGCUGAUGUGCCGAUCAAGGCUGGUCCAAAUGAAAUCACCAUUUGUGGUUUUGAUCCAAGAAUCGACUUUGACUCACUUCGUGUCACUGGCCAUGGGCCAGCCACUAUCACUGAUAUCCAAACUCUGGUAGUUUAUCGUGAUGAGGAAUUUAAUGACCUUUAUCCAUCUGAAGAGGAGAGCGAGGACGAUGACACCGACUCGGAAGACCCGGAUGACGACUUCGGAGUCGAUAGGUCAGAGCUAGACAAAGUCAUAGAAGAGAUAAAGCGGAUAAAUACCAGACUUGCUUUCCUCGAAAAUGACAAAACCUCGUCUACACAGUCUCUCUCUUUUCUUGAUACCUAUGGCAAGAGCAUGUUGGCAAAGGAUGUUGAGGUGGACAAGGUAUCGGAAUAUAUAGGCGUCUACCAGAAGCAACGGGCAAGCCUACGGGAAUUAUAUGAGAAAUCAGAGACAGAAACCGUUGAGUUAAAUGAGAAGAAGGAAAAGUUAGAGCGAAAGAAACAACGGCUUGAGGAUAAUUUCCACAGGGAAAGAGCUCGUGCCGCAAAGCCAUCACGCAAGGAGAGAGAGGCAAAGCGAAAAGAAAGAGACCUAAGACGGAAGAAAGAGAGAGAAGUACUCGGGGAAAUCCGUAUGUUUUGGUCGCCCCGUAUUGGCCGUGUUGUUCUUCACGUUGAAGGGCAUGGAGAUGGGACUACACCUACAAGCAGACGAGGAUCCGUUGUUUCAGCCAAGAAGCCGGAUUUUGAUGAUACCAUUACUCUAUCAUUGACCUAUGUGACGAGUUUUGCCCGCUGGACCCCACGCUAUGACCUGAUGCUAAAUACACCAACAUCUUCUGGGAAACUGGUCUAUAGAGCGGAAUAUUAUAACCGGAGCUUUGAGACUUGGAAGGAUACAACCAUCAUUCUCUCUACAUCUCAGACCAGUUUCUCGGGAGUUGAUGAGCACAUUCCUUCUCUCCUGCCAUGGAACGUUGGACUAAGGAAACAUGAUGUGAUGGAACUAGAGGUCGCGACUGACACGUUGGCACCAAAGCGGAUGAGCCACUGGAGUGGUGCGCUUACAGCCAGUGCCGAAACCCAAAAGAAAUCAAGCAGGCACACCAGGCACAACUUGGAAGGGCCGGCAAAUGAACCGACAGUAAGAUAUAUGAAAGCAAGUCGCGACACCACUUCACAGCCGUUUCCACCACCACCACCUCCUCCACGUAUGCCCGCGGGAGGACUAUUUGGCUCCGCUCCUGUGGCACCUGCUUCUUCUUCAUACCAAAAUGAAUACCAACGACCAAUGGCGCAGCAAAUGCUAAAUCAGACAGUCCUUUUUGGAGGAUCAGCCGGAGGCCGUGAUCAACCGGAUGACAUGGCUCAGUGUGCUGCGAUGGCACCUUACCUUGAUGAAAGCGACGACGAGGACAAUGAUGACGAUCAACUGGAUGACGAUGCAUCGACUAUCCAUGGCUCGUCAAACGUGCUUGCGUUUAGGCAAUCGUCUCGCCAAGACUAUGGGCUUACUACCACAUAUAAUGUGCCCGGAUCGCGUACCCUACAGCCAUCCUCAUAUGUCAGACGCCAUAUCAUCGCAGAAAUCGAACUGUCCUCUGUCACAUUCUCGCAUGUGAUUAUACCAAAGCUAAAGCAGGCAGCAUUCCUCAAAGGGAGAGUUACCAAUACGUCAACUACUCCUCUCCUUCGUGGCAAAGCUGGUCUAACCGUCGACGAUGCGUUCCUGGGCAAGGCAACUAUCCCAAAUUGCAACCCAGGCGUCCCUUUCAACCUUAACCUCGGAGUUGAUCCAGCCAUCCAGGUGACAUACUCAAAGCCCAAGGUCAGACGUGCAACAACUGGCUAUUUUAACAAGGAAGACUGUGCAAUCUUCACUCGCGUGUGCCGAAUCAACAAUACCAAGUCUUCACCGGUAUCGUUGGUAGUCCUCGACCAAGUACCAGUGAGUGAAGAUGAAAGGAUCCGAGUCCGUCUGAUUGAACCAAAGGGGCUCGAUAGGGGAGAUUCCGCUAAGAUAGGAGCGGAGGUCUGCAUCGAUCGCAAGAGGGCCAAGGACUGGGGUAAAGGCAGUGUCUCCAUCAACAAGGACGGCGAGUCAAAUGGGCGAUUCUCCUGGAGAAGCAGUUGA